This is a messenger RNA of Loxodonta africana (African savanna elephant), 2574 nucleotides long. It is a transcript of the gene EGLN1, whose product is annotated as egl-9 family hypoxia inducible factor 1. Gene Ontology annotation, biological process: peptidyl-proline hydroxylation to 4-hydroxy-L-proline; cellular response to hypoxia. NCBI's taxonomy places the organism in Eukaryota, Metazoa, Chordata, Mammalia, Proboscidea, Elephantidae. The coding region runs from base 99 to 1412 and encodes 437 amino acids. Gene Ontology annotation, molecular function: L-ascorbic acid binding; peptidyl-proline 4-dioxygenase activity; ferrous iron binding. The record is from RefSeq and is a predicted model, not a curated record. The transcript has 5 exons. Gene Ontology annotation, cellular component: nucleus; cytoplasm.
GCGCAGUAGCGGCCGCGGCCUCUCACCUCCGCUCCCCCGGCCCUGGGCGAGGCCGUCUGGCUGUUACCCCCUCCUGCUCGGCUGCCGCCGCCGCCGCCAUGGCCAAUGACAGCGGUGGGCCCGGCGGGCUGAGCCCGAGCGAGCGAGACCGGCAGUACUGCGAGCUCUGUGGGAAGAUGGAGAACCUGCUGCGCUGCAGCCGCUGCCGCAGCUCUUUCUACUGCAGCAAAGAACACCAGCGCCAGGACUGGAAGAAGCACAAGCUCGUCUGCCAGGGCAGCGAGGGCACCGCGGAGCCCCGGAGCGCCCACGGCCACGCCGCGGCUCCCCACUAUCCACAUCCUAACUCCGCGCCGCCAGCCGCCGCUGCGCCACCUAAGUCCGGCAGGGCUGGGACCAAAGAGGUCAAGAAUGCACCGCUGCGUCGGAACGCGACCGCCGCAGAGACUCCAGGCCGGCCAGCUGGAGACGCGACGGCGACCAAGGCAAAACCGGAGUCCGCGGCGGCGUCCCCGCCUCUUGCGGCCCCCGGCAGCCAGGGGCCGGCGGCGGCCGAGGCGGAGCCCGGGAAGGAGGAGCUGCCGGCCCGCUCGCAGCUGUACCAGAAGUCCAACAUGUACCCGCCGAGCAACUCCCCCGGCGAGGGGCUGAGCCACGGCGGCGGGCUGCGGCCCAACGGGCAGACGAAGCCGCUGCCGGCGCUGAAGCUGGCGCUGGAGUACAUCGUGCCGUGCAUGAACAAGCACGGCAUCUGUGUCGUGGACGACUUCCUAGGCAAGGAGACCGGCCAGCAGAUCGGCGAGGAGGUGCGGGCCCUGCACGACACGGGCAAGUUCACGGACGGGCAGCUGGUCAGCCAGAAGAGCGACUCGUCCAAGGACAUCCGUGGAGAUAAGAUCACCUGGAUCGAGGGCAAGGAGCCCGGCUGCGAGACCAUAGGGCUGCUCAUGAGCAGCAUGGACGACCUGAUCCGCCACUGUAACGGGAAGCUGGGCAACUACAAAAUCAAUGGCCGGACGAAAGCCAUGGUUGCUUGUUACCCAGGCAAUGGAACAGGUUAUGUGCGUCAUGUCGAUAAUCCAAAUGGAGAUGGAAGAUGUGUGACAUGUAUAUAUUACCUUAAUAAAGACUGGGAUGCCAAGGUAAGUGGGGGUAUACUUCGAAUUUUUCCAGAAGGCAAAGCCCAGUUUGCUGACAUUGAACCCAAAUUUGAUAGACUGCUGUUUUUCUGGUCAGACCGUCGCAACCCUCAUGAAGUACAACCAGCAUAUGCUACAAGGUACGCAAUAACUGUUUGGUAUUUUGAUGCAGAUGAGCGAGCACGAGCUAAAGUAAAAUAUCUAACAGGUGAAAAAGGUGUGAGAGUUGAACUCAAUAAACCUUCUGAUUCAAUCAGUAAAUACGUUUUAUAGAGCCUUUGAUCCAGCAAUACCCCCACUUCACCUACAAUAAUUGUUGACGCUAUUUGUUAACUUGUGAAUACAAAUAAAUGGAAUAAAGAAAAAUAGACAACCGGUUGGCAUUUUAAUAAGGAAAAAGAAAACUAUGUUUUGUGUUGCAUCAAAUGGAAGAUUUUGACUGCCGUGGCUUUGUACUGCAUGACCGACUGCAAAUCUCACAUUGCUUAUGGGAAGAAUAUAAGCUGUCAAUUGAAAAUGAUAUUUACAUCUGGACAUGAAAUAAGUGCCCUGUGUAGAAUUUUUUCAUUCUUAUAUUUUACCAGAUCUGACAUCUAGCUGAAUUCAUUUCAUCUCUCCCUUUUUUAUAUAGUCAAGUUUGAAUUUUGGGUAAUUUUUGUAUGAUCAGGUACAAUUUAUCAAAAAUGAAUUGAAAAAAAUUGCAGUAUUAUUCCCCCAAAAUAGCAUUGAUCUAUUUUUGUAAACUUCAUAUUAUUAAAUUUUGCCCUAACAGACCUCUUACAAUGAUUGAUGAUUACUUUAAUUUUCCUUGUACUUAAAAUAAGAAAAGGAGCACUUUAAUUACCAACUGAAAAAUCAGAUUGUUUUUGUAGUCUUAUCUUACACUAAUUUGAACUUUUAAAGAUUGCUGCUUUUAUUGACAUUGUUAAUAAUGAAACAUAACAGGAAAAUAGUCACCAUUUACUACCAAUAACUUUUAGUUCGUGUUAAAAAAAAUAGUAAGAAGGAUUUAGCUUUUUAAGUUAAAUAUUUUUUAAAAAAUUAAAGUGACUGGCACUAAAUGAACUUGAGGUUAGCCUUAGACUCAAGUUCCUAAGAUAAAGGGCUUUCUUAUGCUUUCAGGUAGAGCUAGGAGUUAAUGUCUUCUUUCCUACGACUUUUCCUUUUGCUUCUCUUCAAGUUGGUUUUACUUGCAAAUUUACUGUUAUGUUUUCUAAUACUAUGACCCAUCUGUUCUGCAAAUUAGAACCUUGUUUCUAUUGAAUAGUAUCAAGAGGAAAUUAUACAUGAAUUGAGACAGAAAUGUGUUUUACGGACUUAAUGUUGGGUGACUCUCAUACUACAGUGGAGGCGUUUCCCAAGUGUGAUGCUGGCCUUUUAUCAGUACUGCAAGAUCUAUGUUUAGUUAUUAAAAAAGAAAAGAAACACCAGAUAA